AUGUGGUAUUUGGACAACGGUUGUUUGAGGCACAUGAUCGGAGAGGCUAAACAAUUCAACAACUUAUCUUCCAAAACCAAUGGACAUGUCACAUAUGAGGACAAUAACAAGGAUAAAAUCAUUGGUGUUGGUAAAAUACAAAUUCCUUCCUCCUAUAAUAUUGAAAAUGUUUUACUUGUUGAGGGUCGUAAGCGUACUUUGAGGUUCAUUUUCAUGAUGGCUCCCUUCCACAUGCUGGAAGAAGUACCAACACCAAACCUGCAACACCUUUUCUCCUAUUACAUUGACCCAACUGGUGGUUCUCUUUACCCUUCAGAUAUUGACACUUCUCUCUAUGAUCCUUCCAUUUCCCUUGCUCAUUCUAUCAUCUUUCCAACUUCUCAACAAGAUACUCUACUCCCAUCUCCCAAACGCCAAAAGUGCUGCUGUGAGAGCGAAGUGCAAAAACUUACUACACAAACUGCCCUGCCAUCCAGUUACACAGAUGAAUUUCUUGUGCCUUAUGAUAAUUUCUACUCUUCACACAUUGAGGAACUGCCACAACAAAUAUCAGUUGGGUUUGCACAAUUUCAUAGUACCUGUGAGGAUCUUAAGUGUGUGAAAAAAGAAACGGAGAAAACAAUAUCUCCCCAAAGCUUAGCAGCACGAGAGAGGAGAAGAAGGAUCAGUGAGAAGACGCAGCAACUAGGAAAAUUGGUUCCUGGUGGACCAAAGAUGAACACGGCUGAAAUGCUUCAUGCAGCUGCAAAGUAUGUUAAGUACCUUCAAGCCCAAGUUAACUUGCUUGAACUCACAAAAUCACUGUUUUGGCAGCAAGAUAACGCAGAAACUCCUUCUGAAAUGCUGCAGACUCUGGUUGUUUCUUCCUUUGUUCAAGAGAAGUUAUAUACAGAGGAAAUGUGUUUUGUGCCAAAAGAAACUGUGAUAAAUAUGACAAAUCAUGAAGAUGUUCAAUCAAGACCUACCAUACUUAGGGAUCUUAAACAGCUCAUUGGGACAAACAUUGCCAACAAAGAAAAGAAAGAAUAA
Molecule: messenger RNA, 1029 nt
Organism: Vigna umbellata (rice bean)
Lineage: Eukaryota; Viridiplantae; Streptophyta; Magnoliopsida; Fabales; Fabaceae
Source: RefSeq, a predicted model, not a curated record